AGAUGACAUUAGUGUCUGUUUAUUCUCUUAUACAAAGAUUAAUACUAAUACAGUGUACAUGUUAUGCAGAUAAAAAGUAGCAGUGAUGCAGCAGAGCAGUACUCGUUAUCUCCUCUUCUUUCAGUAUCUCGGAUCUAAAUACAGUGGAGUUAUGAAGGCUCCAGCUCACCAGCCGCUGCUGGGAGUUCAGAAUCACCUGGAGAAUGCAGUGAGGAGAUUAAAGCCUGUAAAUGAGGUACUGGUGUCUAUUUCCAGUCGAACAGACACUGGUGUGCACGCGCUCUGUAACUCUGCACAUGUGGACAUCCAGCGGAGGGGAGAUAAACCGCCCUUCACGGAACAAGUCCUCACGGAUGCACUGAACUUCCUGUUAAAGCCAGAACCCAUCAGAAUCACCAGAGCGUAUCGUGUACGGAGUGACUUUCAUGCUAGAUAUCGCGCCUUAUCGAGAACCUACGUCUACCGCCUGACCACGGGAAUUCGCCAUCCCUCGGAACUGCCCGUCACUGAGAAGGAUCUCUGCUGGACAUUAGGAGACAUGGAGCUGGACAUCAGUGCCAUGAAGAAGGCAGCUGCUGUGUUGAUGGGGACGCACGACUUUAGCACCUUUCGUGCUCUCAGCUCAGACGCCCCCUUCAAAAACCCUGUGAAGACCAUGGAGGUUGUACAGAUGCAGCCGGGGCUCUCUUUCAGCCAGCGCCACUUCCACAGAGAUGUCCAGUUUUGGGAACUUACCUUCCAAAGUAGAUCCUUUUUAUACAAACAAGUGCGGAGGAUGGUCGGCGCGUUGGUUGCUGUUGGUCGGGGUAAACUGUCUGUAGCUCAGAUCCAGGUGCUGUUAGAUGCCCGGGACUCCACAGCUUACCCACAAAACAUUGCAGCACCCGCCUGUGGCCUUUUCCUGAUCAAUGUGGAAUAUGAUUCUUCAGAUCUGAUGCCUUAACACCAGGACUGUGUGUCAUCAUAGGGUCCAAGCAACCUGUGUAAAUGUCUGUGUAUACAAUAAUUAUCAUUUUUAUUAUUGCUGUAUUUUUAAAUAUGGAUAAAUAGGAACUUUCAAAUAAAUGGUGCUAUUUGAUUAGAA
Messenger RNA from Trichomycterus rosablanca, 1084 nucleotides. It is a transcript of the gene pusl1, whose product is annotated as pseudouridine synthase like 1. Gene Ontology annotation, molecular function: pseudouridine synthase activity; RNA binding. Gene Ontology annotation, biological process: tRNA pseudouridine synthesis. Lineage: Eukaryota; Metazoa; Chordata; Actinopteri; Siluriformes; Trichomycteridae. The record is from RefSeq and is a predicted model, not a curated record. The transcript is spliced from 8 exons. The coding region runs from base 86 to 943 and encodes 285 amino acids.